CUUGGCGCAUCGCAGCAGCGUCGAGGGGCUUGAAUUGCGGCGCCAGCGGAGACAGCCUCAGCUCUGCCGGGCUGGCGCUGAGGAGGAUGAAGGGCUUCCUCCGGCUGUUUUUGGGCUACUUGCUGGCGGACCUCCUCAGCCUGUGGUGCCGAGCCCAGGAGAAAGCCGGGCAGCACUUGGGCAGCAUCGUGAUGUUAUCCGGGGGCAACCAGAGCCACGGCGGAGGGGAACAGGGCAUGGACGCCUCGGAGCCGCCCCCGACCCCGGAGGAAUGCCGGGGCUACUUCGACGUGAUGGGCCAGUGGGACCCGUCGUUCAACUGCAGCGUCCGGGAGUACCCGUUCUGUUGCGGCACUUGUGGCUUCCGCUUCUGCUGCAAGUACCACAAAGGCCGCUUGGACCAGGAUAUCUGCACCAACUACAUCAAGCCUCCCUGGCUGAACGGGCGCAAGAUCACCAACCGGCCCGACGGCCCUCCCCACGACCCCACCCGGGACAAAACCAACCUCAUCGUCUACAUCAUUUGCGGCGUGGUGGCCGUCAUGGUGCUUGUGGGCAUCUUCACCAAACUGGGUUUGGAAAAAGCGCACCGACCCCAGCGAGAGCACAUGUCCAGAGCUCUUGCUGAUGUUAUGCGACCAGAAGCUCCCUGCACGACAGAUCAUAUGGAAAGAGAUCUCAACAUCGUGGUCCAUGUGCAACAUUACGAGAACAUGGAGACGAGACCGCCUGCAAAUAACUUGCAUUCAACACAGAUGAAUAACGUGGUGCCAACGUCACCUCUCCUCCCACAGUUGACGCAUCCACAUUCCUUCCCAAGCAUGGGGCAGAUCACAAAUCCGUACGAACAGCAGCCACCGGGAAAGGAGCUUAAUAAGUACGCAUCUCUAAAAGCAGUAGCUGACAAAGGCAGCGACGACUUCUACUCGAAACGGCGCCAUCUUGCGGAACUGGCUGCGAAAGGGAGCUUGCCGCUCCACCCGGUGCGCGUCGAGGACGACCGGCCGUACAUCCUGGAAGGUGGGACGAUGAAACAAAACGGGCAGAAGUCCAAGGCCACAAAGCCACACAUGCACCCUUUAGCAUACAAAACCUGGGACCCUAGCGACCAGUCCCUCCGGAGGCAGGCCUAUGCAACCAAAGGGAGGAACCUCGCUGGGGACCCUGCCGUGAGCGACCCGCUGACCACACGGAGUCAGCACUACUUGCCCACACAGCCAUACUUCUUCACCAACAGCAAGACGGAAGUGACUGUUUGA
Molecule: messenger RNA, 1259 nt
Organism: Elgaria multicarinata webbii
Lineage: Eukaryota; Metazoa; Chordata; Lepidosauria; Squamata; Anguidae
Gene: SHISA9
Product: shisa family member 9
Exons: 4
Coding region: 87-1259 (390 amino acids)
Biological process (GO): regulation of AMPA receptor activity; regulation of short-term neuronal synaptic plasticity
Cellular component (GO): dendritic spine membrane; AMPA glutamate receptor complex; postsynaptic density
Source: RefSeq, a predicted model, not a curated record